CACCACAAUAGCCCCUGCACCAGUAGCACCAACCAACACCACUAUUGCCCCUGCACCACUAGAAUCAACCAACACCACAAUAGCCCCUGCACCACUAGCACCAACCAACACUCCUCUCGGCCCUGCACCACUAGCACCAGCCGACAGCACAACAGCCCCUGCCCCACUAGCACCACCAACCAACACCACAAUAGCCCCUGCACCACCAGCACCAACCAACACCACAAGAGCCCCUGCACCACCAGCACCAACCAACAGCACAAUCGCACCUGCCCCACUAGCACCACCAACCAACGGCACUAUUGCCCCUGCACCACUAGAAUCAACCAACACCACAAUAGCCCCUGCACCACUAGCACCAACCAACACUCCUCUCGGCCCUGCACCACUAGCACCAGCCGACAGCACAACAGCCCCUGCCCCACUAGCACCACCAACCAACACCACAAUAGCCCCUGCACCACCAGCACCAACCAACACCACAAGAGCCCCUGCACCACCAGCACCACCAGCACCAUCCAACACCACAAUAGCCCCUGCGCCACCAGCACCACCAGUACCACCAGCACCACCAGCACCAUCCAACACCACAACAGCCCCUGCCCCACUAGCACCACCAACCAACACCACAAUAGCCCCUGCACCACCAGCACCAACCAACACCACAAGAGCCCCUGCACCACCAGCGCCAACCAACAGCACAAUCGCACCUGCCCCACUAGCACCACCAACCAACGCCACAAUAGCCCCAGCACCACUAGCACCAACCGACACUCCUAUCGCCCCUGCCCCACUAGCACCAGCAAACACCACUAUCGCCCCUGCGCCACUAGAAUCAACCAACACCACAAGAGCCCCUGCUCCACUAGCACCAAGCGACACCAUAAUAGCCCCUGAGCUUUCAAGAACCACCACCAUAGGACCCAUCGUACUGCCAACCACCAACCUCACAAUAGAUGCUGAAGCAACGACAAUCAACCCCGAGUUGCUCGAAUUGCCAUUACAAUUUCCCGACAACGAAGCAAUCGAAAUAGCGCAGCAGGCCGAGAUUGAGGCACUGAAGAAGCACGUAGAUGGAUUGUGGAGCUCAGAAGAGGCAGCCAGCGGAGGCGUGCGGCGACGGCGCCGGCAGGUUUCAGAACACAACACUUAUUACGGACUCUUCCAGCUGUCGGACAAGGAUUUCUGCUUCUCAGGUGAUCCUUGGACAAACAACUACUGUAUUACAUCCUGCAGAGCGUUCAUCGAUGACGACAUCACCGA
Syngnathus acus (greater pipefish) is the source of this 1263-nucleotide messenger RNA. Its product is annotated as flocculation protein FLO11-like. The transcript has 2 exons. The record is from RefSeq and is a predicted model, not a curated record. Lineage: Eukaryota; Metazoa; Chordata; Actinopteri; Syngnathiformes; Syngnathidae. The annotation marks the transcript as partial.